AGAGCAGAAAUCCUAGGACUGGGUAUGAAGGUGUGCAAAGUCCCAAGGAAAAGACCUAGAGAAAAGUCAAACCUCCAAGAUGAGAAAUGUUUGCUUUGGUCUGGAGGACACCGAUGUCUGUUUAUGCUAUAAGGGUCGUAACACUAUCAGUUUUGGUUUUACAGGGAAAGCGGUUUGAAAAUAAGGGGUGGAGAGAAGCGGGAAAAGGCCCAGAAUUGCUGCUUGUGUGGUCCUGUGUGGGCCCCUCUCCCCCGCUCAUCUCAAAAGGACGGGAGUCAGAGUUUCAGCACAACAGGGACUAGCUGUGAGGGAGGGCAGCAUGUGGUGCUGGACACAGAAGCUCAGCCAUGGACCCUGAGGGGCAGGAAUGAUAGGUGUUUGGGAAGCACACUGGAUACAGGCCAGGUCCUGCCCGUCUCGGCCACUGCGCCCACAUUCAGAGAACAGGCCUCGUGGGCGAGGGCACACUUCCUCCUGCCAAGUUAAUCACUCACCCAGCCCAGUUCCUGCCCCGGGUGGGAAUACAACUGCCCACAGCAGCUCCUGCUCAGGCUGUCAAACCCCUGCCGCUCAGGAGCCAGGAGCAUGGUCCUGGGAAGGUGGAGUUGCAAGGCACCCCUCAGGCACUGCCCCGCUCCCCAGAAUGCCAUCAUGAAGGCCCCGAUGCUCGUAGGUGUGCUGGUCAUGGUGGGCUUCGCAGAGGGAAGAGUGCCUGUUCCUAAACUCCGCACCUGCCACCUCUGCCUCUUAGAAGACCCUGCUGCGGGAUGCCUUUCCGGCUUGGAGAAAUGCACCAUCAGUAGCUCAUCCCCAUGCAUGGUGAUCACCGUCUAUUACAAAAACAGGGUUCGCUUCCUCAUCCGCGCCUGUGGACAGUACAAUUCUUACCGCUGCCAAGAAACACGCAACACCUACGUCUCAGAGUACUGGUACCAGGCCCAGUGCUGCCAGUACGAUCACUGCAACUCAUGGUCCAGCCCUCAGCUCCAGAGCUCCCAGCCUGAGCCCCCUGGUGGGGCCCUGAGCCUGCCCCUGUUCAAGUCCCAGAUCCAGUGGUUCUACCAGGCCCUGAACCUCUCACUGCCCCUCCCCCGCUCCCAUACUGGGAAGGAGCCUAAGGGCAUGGACCCCCUGGCUGCCCUGCCCUUGAACCUGGGCUUGUCCAUUGCCGACCUGCGCAGCAUAUACUUAUUCCUCAACAAUUCGGGGCUUUUGGUUCUUCCCCGGGCUGGGCCCUGAUCCCUGACUUCUUGAAUUGCAAUCUGUUCAGCAUCUCCCAACACCCAGGCCCCUGCUCUGGCCCCGGAACUCCCAUCUCUGCUCUGCUCUUUCAGGCCUUCCCUUUGUCCUCUGUCUCUAUGGCUUUGGUUUCGUUCCCACUCAGAAACACAGCUAACCCAGUGUCUCCUUCCUCCGGGAAAACAAUCUCAAGUGCAGACUGCUGGGCGGGCCUGGGAAAGGCAGCGGCUCCCUCUUUUUCCCACCUGAGUGCCAUCACCCCCAUCUUCCUGGUCCCCUCUAGUCUGGUCACCUACCACCUCCAUUUAGUUCUGGCUGUCUCCCAUCCUGUGCUCUCAGACACAGGCCAGACUGGAUUUGUAGCAAGGAGGAUGCGGGUUGAGCUGUGCAGAUCCUGACUGGCUCCUGGUGUCCCUGCCUCCCUGCCUUCCACCCCACUCCCACCCGGGGCUCCUGCUGCCUUUCUCAGCUCUUGUUCCCAUCUCUGGCCGCCUCCGCCAUGGCCGCCUGCUCCUGAUACCCACGUGCAUAGGUGCCCAGGGAGGGCAGAGGGAAGAGGGUCCUGCUUUUCUCCGUGCCCCCAGUUUCCCUCCACAAUAAACAGACAGGGUU
Messenger RNA from Pipistrellus kuhlii (Kuhl's pipistrelle), 1851 nucleotides. RefSeq names its product lymphocyte antigen 6 family member G5B (gene LY6G5B). The record is from RefSeq and is a predicted model, not a curated record. Bases 586 to 1239 code for a protein of 217 amino acids. Gene Ontology annotation, cellular component: external side of plasma membrane. Lineage: Eukaryota; Metazoa; Chordata; Mammalia; Chiroptera; Vespertilionidae. The transcript is spliced from 3 exons.